This is a messenger RNA of Terrapene triunguis (Three-toed box turtle), 1243 nucleotides long. It is a transcript of the gene UBTD1, whose product is annotated as ubiquitin domain containing 1. Lineage: Eukaryota; Metazoa; Chordata; Testudines; Emydidae. The record is from RefSeq and is a predicted model, not a curated record. Gene Ontology annotation, molecular function: protein binding. Bases 51 to 611 code for a protein of 186 amino acids. The transcript has 2 exons.
GCAGUGAGCCCCUGCGGAAGGAGCGGCCCAAGUGGAAGAGCGACUACCCCAUGACGGACGGGCAGCUGCGCAGCAAACGGGACGAGUUCUGGGACACGGCACCCGCCUUCGAGGGCCGCAAGGAGAUCUGGGACGCCCUGAAGGCGGCUGCCUACGCCGUGGAGGCCAACGACCAUGGGCUGGCCCAGGCCAUCCUGGACGGCGCCAGUAUCACCCUGCCCCACGGGUCCCUGACCGAGUGCUACGACGAACUGGGGAACCGCUACCAGCUGCCCGUGUACUGCCUGGCACCACCUGCCAACCUCAUCCUGGAGCGGGGCGGCGACGAGAGCACAGAGCCCCUGGAGCCGGCGCCCAGCGCCCGGCGUGAGUUCCCGCUCAAGGUGCGGCUCUCCACCGGCAAGGACCUGCGGCUGAGCGCCAGCAUGGCCGACACCGUGGGGCAGCUGAAGAAGCAGCUGCAGGCGCAGGAGGGCAUCGAGCCGGGCUGGCAGCGCUGGUUCUUCUCCGGCAAGCUGCUGACGGACCGCACGCGGCUGCACGAAGCCAAGAUCCAGAAGGACUUUGUCAUCCAGGUGAUUGUGAACCAGCCGCUGGUGCCCAGGAACUGAGCCAGGCCGGCUGACGGGCGCAGGGGCUGCUGGGCCUCAGGGAAAGCCAGCAGGGCCCUCGGAGCCGGCGAACUGAGUCUCCACCCCAGAGGCAACAGCCCGCACUCGCCUGCUGGGCACGGCUGGGCACACAGCCCCGGGCAGAGCCGCACCUGUGGGGCUUGCGCUCGCCUCUGCGCUGCGUCGAUCCUCCCCGCCCCUGCUGCAGCCAUGGGGCGGGGGCUCCCUGCCAUCAGAACACGGCGGCCCCCUCAAAACCCUGACCCUGGAGGAGGUCGGGACCUGGCAGUCUCGGGAAGGGCUGCCGGGGUGGGCGGGGCCGCGGGAUGGGCGGGGCCUGUCUCACCCCAUUGGCACUUGGACGCUCUCAUAAAAUGGUUUCGAGAUUUGAGACCAAACCUCUUCCUGUGGGAGCCGCAUUCUCAGGACGCCGGGAACCUGCGGUGCCCAGGGCACCUGGCACCUCGGGCUGCCCUCCUGAGCCCAGCUCCUGGGGCGAGCCAGCCUGGGCACUCCGCCCUGCCACAUGUCGCCUGGCACCUCCCAGGCAGGCCGGGCGCUGGGCGGGGCCGGGCAGGGGGCAGCUCUCCCGGUGUCUAUGGGUCUGCGUAUUUAUCAAUAAAGCCUUUUUA